This is a messenger RNA of Telopea speciosissima, 1053 nucleotides long. Its product is annotated as leucine-rich repeat receptor-like protein kinase PXC2. Lineage: Eukaryota; Viridiplantae; Streptophyta; Magnoliopsida; Proteales; Proteaceae. The transcript has a single exon. Bases 1 to 1053 code for a protein of 350 amino acids. The record is from RefSeq and is a predicted model, not a curated record. Gene Ontology annotation, molecular function: protein binding.
AUGGCAAUGUAUGCAUAUGUCUUACGGUUCCUCUGCUUCAUUUUGUUCUCCUUUUCCUUCAUUCUCUUGUUCUCCAUUCAUGUGGUUCUGUCUGAACUCCCUGAAAACCAGAAGAACGCCAUGAAAAAGCUCUCCAUUUAUCUCAAUGAAGCUGAUCCAAAUCCAUGUUCAUGGAAAGGAGUUACCUGCAGCAACAACAAUCAAUCCAUCACCCAUCUCUCUUUUCCCUCUUCGAAACUCUCAAACUCUAAUUUUCUACCUGAUUUAUGCCAAAUUGAUACUUUAGAGUCCCUUGAUGUCUCCGGAAAUUCUUUGACAAACAUCCCUGAUGAGUUUGUCAGAGACUGUGGAGGGACUAAUGGGCUAAAGAAAAUGAAUUUCAGUAUGAACAGGUUGUCUGGUCUUUUGCCUACUUUUGGGGGUUUUGGUGGGUUACAGUACUUGGACUUGUCUUUUAAUUUUUUUGCUGGAAGUAUUGAUUCUCAAUUAAAUGGGUUGAUUGGAAUCAGAAGCUUGAACCUGAGCUUCAACCAGUUCAUUGGCUCAGUCCCUACCCAACUUGGUAAAGCCAUGGUUUUGGAAGAGUUGGAGCUCGCGAACAACUACUUUAAAGGUCAAAUCCCUGAAGAUCUCAUGAAUUACACAUCUCUAGUUCUGCUUGAUCUCAGUAGUAAUCAGCUUUCUGGGUCAUUUUCUGAUAGGAUAGGACAGCUCUCCAAGUUGGAAACCCUCCUCCUGUUCUCCAAUAAUCUUAUUGGAAGAAUUCUUGAGAAUCUUUCAAGAUAUCUGAGGAAUUUGGACCUUAGUUACAACAACUUAAGUGGUUCAAUCCCAUCAAACUUUCUGUCACCACCAAAUUUGAAGUAUGUUGAUCUGUCUCAUAAUUCAUUGGAAGGGCGGAUUCCGUCGAACAUUUCACAGAGUUUGAUUCGAUUGAGACUUGGGAGCAAUUCUCUUGAUGGUCCCAUCCCUUCUCUAGCCGAUGGAAAGCUUUCGCAGUUGACUUAUCUCGAGCUCGAUAACAAUAGACUAACUGGGUUAGUUCCACCAUAA